Messenger RNA from Brassica oleracea var. oleracea, 2730 nucleotides. Its product is annotated as probable WRKY transcription factor 2. The coding region runs from base 490 to 2499 and encodes 669 amino acids. Gene Ontology annotation, molecular function: sequence-specific DNA binding; DNA-binding transcription factor activity. Gene Ontology annotation, biological process: regulation of DNA-templated transcription. The record is from RefSeq and is a predicted model, not a curated record. The transcript is spliced from 6 exons. NCBI's taxonomy places the organism in Eukaryota, Viridiplantae, Streptophyta, Magnoliopsida, Brassicales, Brassicaceae.
UAAGUAGGGAGAAAAAACGCUCUUUGUGUAUGUUAUUCACCAUCGUCUUCACCAUUCUCUGCAAACAAAACUUUAUUCCUCCUCCUCAUCCUCCUUCUCAGUAACAACAAUCACAGAAAAAUAUCAAAAUGGUUUCAUAAUUCUCUCUCUCUUCCUUUUUUUCUUCUGUUAACGAUGGUCAAGAUUAUAAUUUUUUAAGAUAAAAAAUCGUCUUUUGUUUUCGGGGUUUGUUGUGAAACCCAGAGGAACAGAGAACGGAAGAGAACAAAUAACAUCUCUAUCAUAAAAGAGUGCUAAAUUCGGAUCCGGGUCGGGUGGGUUUUGGUUUGUGGUGUCGGAUCAGAGACGCGGGUGGAUGUUAGCGACGGAACUAGCGACUUCCGUUUGCGGCUACGGCGGCUGUGACGGUGUUUGUGGUUCCUCGUCUUCAAUCAAUCAGGAGUUUCAUCACAGUUUAAGCAAAGACUCAGUCAACUUCUCGGAUCUUAAAUGUCUGGUUUUGAUGAAAACGUCGCUGUAAUGGGAGAAUGGGUUCCUUGUAACCCUACUCCGGGAACGCUUUUCUCCUCGUCCAUUGGAGAAGACAAGACCUCUAAACGUGUUCUCGAAAGAGAGCUAUCUUUGAACCACGGUCAAGUCACCGGUUUACAAGAAGACAUUACUGGCAAUAAUGAUAACAACAAUGAUUCUUCACAGAACAACAACGUUUCAAGAGGUGGUUUAAGAGAAAGAAUCGCUGCUCGUGCUGGUUUCAAUACUCCCAAGCUUAACACUGAGAACAUCCGCUCUAACGCCGGCUUUUCCAUGGACUCUUCUAGUCUUCGUUCUCCUUGCUUAACCAUCUCUUCUCCUGGUCUUAGCCCUGCAACGCUCCUGGAGUCUCCUGUCUUCCUCUCUAACCCAUUGGCUCAACCUUCUCCAACUACAGGGAAGUUUCCAUUUCUUCCCGGUGUUAACAGUAAUGGAUUGUUCUCUGAUAAGGCGAAGGACGAGUUCUUUGAUAACAUUGGAGCAUCAUUCACCUUCCAACCUGUGUCAAGAUCCUCUUCCUCUUUCUUCCAAGGCGGAGCGACGGAGAUGGUGCCAGUUGAUUAUGGUAGCUACAACAACAGAUCUUCUCAUCAGACCCCGGAAGAUGUAACUAAAAACGUAGGUUACACUGGCCAGAAGAGGAAGACGUCUGAGACCGUUGAUCACCAAGAAGAAGAAGAAGAAGUCGAAGAGGAGCAAAGACGUGGUGGUGAUUCGAUGGUUGGUGGUGCACCUGCAGAGGAUGGAUACAACUGGAGGAAGUACGGACAAAAGUUAGUUAAAGGAAGUGAGUAUCCACGAAGCUAUUACAAGUGUACUAACCCGAAUUGUCCGGUGAAGAAGAAGGUUGAGAGAUCAAGAGAAGGUCACAUUACUGAGAUUAUAUACAAAGGAGCUCAUAAUCACUCCAAACCUCCACCUAAUCGCCGCUCUGGAAUGCAAGUAGAUGGAACUGACCAAGCUGAACAACAGCAGCAGCAGCAGAGAGAUUCUGCUCCAACGUGGGUUAAUUGUAAUAACACUCAACAACAAGUUGAGAGCAAUGAGAACAAUGUUCAAGAGGGAUUCGAAUAUGGAAACCAAUCUGGAUCGGUUCAAGCUCAAACUGGUGGAGGUCAGUUCGAGUCAGGUGAUGGUAAUGGUGGUGUGGUUGUGGUGGAUGCUUCAUCGACAUUCUCUAAUGAAGAAGACGAAGAUGAUAGAGGGACUCAUGGGAGUGCUUCCUUGGGUUAUGAUGGAGGUGGUGGUGGUGGAGGAGAAGGAGAUGAAUCCGAAUCCAAAAGAAGGAAACUUGAAGCAUACGCUGCAGAGAUGAGUGGAGCAACAAGAGCUAUACGUGAGCCAAGAGUCGUUGUUCAGACAGCGAGUGAUGUUGACAUUCUCGACGAUGGCUACCGCUGGAGAAAAUACGGACAGAAAGUUGUCAAAGGAAACCCAAACCCAAGGAGUUACUACAAAUGCACAGCUCCUGGAUGUACAGUGAGAAAACACGUGGAGAGAGCUUCUCAUGAUCUCAAAUCCGUUAUAACCACUUACGAAGGCAAACACAACCACGACGUCCCCGCCGCACGCAACAGCAGCCACGGCGGCGGUGGAAACGGUAACAGCGGCGGUUCAGCCGCUCAGCCCCACCAUUACCAUGAGCAGCCGCGUGGCAGAUACGAGAGACAGCUCACGGCCAGCAAUCAUCAGUCUCCGUUUGGGCGUCCGUUUAGCUUCCAGCCGCAUUUGGGACCUCCUUCCGGUUACUCGUUCGGUUUAGGACAAACCGGUUUGGCUAAUCUUUCGCUACCUGGUUUAGGGUUUGGUCAAGGGAAAUUACCGGGUUUGCCUCACCCGUAUAUGACUCAACCGGGUGGGAUGAGUGAAGCGAUGAUGCAUAGAGGGAUGGAGCCGAAGGUGGAACCGGUUUCGGAGACGGGACAAUCGGUUUAUAACCAGAUCAUGAGUAGAUUACCACAGAUUUGAAGAUUUACUUGCUCUCUUCUCCUUUUCUUUUGCAUUUGCUUGGGGGCUUACAAGUUACAAUAACUUUUAAUUUCUAUUUCUGUUUCAUUUUCUUUAUUAUAUUUGUUUGAAACCUUGGGGAGGAAGGUAAAGGCUAUUUCUAUUUUCAUUCCUUAGUUUUUGUCUUCUUUUUAUUUUGCUUGAGCUUUUUUGGAUGUCUUUUUUAUAUUAGACAUAACAUAAUUCAACACA